GCAGAUUGACGGCGCCCGCCGACACGAUACAGGAGAUACGACGACGUGCCGCGCGCGCAGAAACUGGCAGAAACGAGUAUCCUGGAGUAUCCGCGGACGUUUUCGCGACGGCGAGCCCGCGCCGAUGAUCGCCGGACGAGCGCGCAACCUCGCUGGUAGCCCCGCACAUGCGUUGGCUCACGCCAACUUUUUAUGGUCGGGAUUCUCCCCUCCGCGACCGAGUGUGUACGCACGUAGGUUUUGUGUAGGUUUGCGGUACAGUCGCGCGCGGCGCUGCGUGUCUUUAUUGCGCGUAUCACGCUCAGUUUUCUUCUUGCGAAUCAACUCGCCUGUGCUCGCCUGUCAACAGAUACGUCCUGUGUAUCACUAGUCAUUUAAAUAAGCUUCCAUCUGUACUCCAAUUCACACACGUUAAAUAUGAACAGCUCGACAGAUCCAAGGCGGCCAGACAAGGAAGUGCGCUACAAGCCCCCGGGUUCAAAUAAUCAGUCACACAUGCAAGACGACAUGACUCCAGAGUACAUGAACGUCAUAGGAAUGAUUUUCAGCAUGUGCGGCCUGAUGAUGAGGUUGAAAUGGUGUUCCUGGGUGGCGCUCUACUGCUCCUGCAUCAGCUUCGCUAAUACGCGAGUGAGCGAAGACGCCAAGCAAAUCCUCAGCUGCUUCAUGCUGUCGAUAUCAGCGGUGGUCAUGUCCUACUUGCAAAAUCCACAGCCCAUGAUACCUCCAUGGGCGAGUGCCAUGCAAUGAAUUUUUGUACAAACGUAUAUGCAUUCAUAUGCGACUUACUUUAUUAAACAAUCUUCUUUGUCCGAUAUAUGAAUGCAAGAAAAUUUGAAUAUAAAUGUUUGUUAGAGCGAAUGAUCACUAUUUAUAUCAUACAGAUGAGUUUUCUGUAACAUACGAAUGAAUAAUAAAUAAAAAUGAAUUCUCUGUAAUAAUGUAUUAUCACUCAGUAUGCAAUAUUGAGUCCGCGUUACACUGAUAAUUUUCGGAGUCGCUCUAUGAUCACUCAAUAUGCAGAUAAUCAAUUGCAUAUACACUAUAUACAGAUGUAGAUAAUUUGUUUCGUCGUUUAUCUCUUAUAAAUAAUUCUGUUAUGCUAAAA
Molecule: messenger RNA, 1108 nt
Organism: Solenopsis invicta (red fire ant)
Lineage: Eukaryota; Metazoa; Arthropoda; Insecta; Hymenoptera; Formicidae
Product: protein Asterix
Exons: 2
Coding region: 418-750 (110 amino acids)
Biological process (GO): protein insertion into ER membrane
Cellular component (GO): endoplasmic reticulum membrane
Molecular function (GO): protein folding chaperone
Source: RefSeq, a predicted model, not a curated record